ACUUCCUCAUUCUCCCAAAAUUCAUUCAUUCACACACUCAAAGCUUAAUUAUUCACAUAUACGAUUCAUUCAUUCAAAUUCUUCAUGACAGUUAUCAAGAGAGAAAGAGAAACAAACAAUGGAAAAGAGAGCAUAGAUUAUUUGGCAAAUACCCUAAUGUUGCUCUCAAGUGCCAUAGAAUUGAAGAGUAGUGAGAAAUUCGAGUGCAAGACAUGUGGCCGCAAGUUCGCAUCUUUUCAAGCACUUGGUGGGCACAGAACCAGUCACAAGAGACAAAAGCAUAAUGGUGAUCAUGGUGAUGAGCAACAACUCAAAUCAGAGGCCAAGAAACCCAAGAAGAUGCACGAGUGUUCAAUCUGUGGAAUGGGAUUCUCUUUGGGGCAGCAAUUAGGUGGCCACAUGAGAAAGCACAGAGAGAAUAAUAAUAAAGGGUUUUCUUCUAAUCCUAUAAACCAUGCUGUUGUCAAAGUUCCGGUUUUGAAGAGAUCAAAUAGCAAGAGGGUUAUGUGUAUGGACUUGAACUUGACGCCAUUGGAGAAUGAUCUCAAGUUGUUGUUUGGAAACAAGGCACCACGAGUUGAUCUUUCUUUCUUGUGAUGUAUAGUUAGUUAGGACUUAGACAGAUAUUUUUAUUCGUACUUUUUUUCAAUUAUUUUUGGCUGUAAAGAUUCAUUAUUGAUUUAUAUAUAUUAGAUGAUUGAUUCAUUAUCAA
Messenger RNA from Arachis ipaensis, 712 nucleotides. RefSeq names its product zinc finger protein ZAT11. Lineage: Eukaryota; Viridiplantae; Streptophyta; Magnoliopsida; Fabales; Fabaceae. The record is from RefSeq and is a predicted model, not a curated record. Gene Ontology annotation, biological process: response to stress; response to chitin.